Candida dubliniensis CD36 is the source of this 1203-nucleotide messenger RNA. RefSeq lists its product as uncharacterized. Gene Ontology annotation, cellular component: fungal-type vacuole; cell periphery. The record is from RefSeq and is a predicted model, not a curated record. The transcript has a single exon. Gene Ontology annotation, biological process: positive regulation of catalytic activity. Bases 1 to 1203 code for a protein of 400 amino acids. NCBI's taxonomy places the organism in Eukaryota, Fungi, Ascomycota, Pichiomycetes, Serinales, Debaryomycetaceae.
AUGACAGAAGAAGACGAUAAACAAACAAAUUAUUUUGAUUCUCAUCCUGGUACAACUAGAAAUCGAAGUACGACAUCACCUUCCACUUUAGAUGAACACCAAUCCAAUGUUGAAUCAGUGGACAUCCCCCUUGAUCCAUUUUCCAAUAUUGUCAUCAAUUCGUAUAGCCACAAAGCCAAUGUAGUGCCUCCAUAUGUUCUAGAUACUUUAUCAAAAGCAUAUCAUAGAAACCAUUUACAUCAAACCAACACCAAUAUAUCCGACCAAGUUACUUCCAAAACUUUGACUUUUGAAACUGAUGCCGAUAAACUGAAUACUGUAUAUAGUGGAAUUGUCCAUGACCCUUAUAUACGAGCUAUGGAUGGGGAUUGGUUUAAAUUUAUGCAAUCUAUUCGACAUCAAACAGCUUAUACUCAUGAUAAAAUUGCCUAUGAUCCUGAACUACUCAAAGAAUACGAUCUUAAUGGAACUUGGGGAGGAGAUGAACGAUUAAAAGAUGAGUUUGUCAAUAAUAUAAAUAAUGGUGGUGUUAUUAGUGAUUCUGAAAAAAGAGGAUUUUUGGGGUUUUUCGGUAAAGAAAAAGGUGAAAAUGAUACCCGUAUGAGAUCAACAGCUGGUUAUUGGAUGGGUGAAAAUAGAUCUCAAUUGAAACCAACAUUGAAAAAGAUAUUCUUGUUUAAUCCAUUAGUUCCAUUAUUAUUACGUAUAUUGAUUAUUAUUUUCUGUGCUAUUGCAUUAGCAUUGGCCGGAUCAAUAUUUAUCUAUUCAAAAAGAGACUAUGAAGGACAUAAAGUAGAACAACAACCUAGUACUAUUAUGGCAUUAGUAGUACAAUCAUGUGCAUUGGUUUAUGUGAUAUACAUUGCUUAUGAUGAAUACACAGGUAAACCUUUGGGAUUAAGAGAACCAAUGAGUAAAAUGAGGUUAAUUUUAUUGGAUUUGUUAUUUAUUAUUUUUUCAUCAGCCAAUUUAUCGUUGGCAUUUAACACCAUGAAUGAUGAUGAAUGGGUUUGUAGAGCAAAUAAAACUCCUGGAUUAUCAGAUAUUGGUCUUGUCUUCCCGACAAUUGGAUCAAUUUGUCGAAGACAAAGGGCCUUGUCAUCAUUUUUAUUUAUGGUGCUUGUGUUAUGGGUCAUUACAUUUACAGUUAGUUUGUUAAGAGUUAUUGAUAGAGUCAACACUCCAGGACCCAGAAAUGUAUAG